AUCAAACUAUUUCACGUGAAACUUAGGUGUAUAAAAUAUGAGAGCAGAAGGAUCUCAACUAAGUAUUUCUCGCGAUGAAACAACUGAUAGAUUGGGACAGUUAAAUGGAUCAGAUUAUGACUCGUCUGACCACACUGGUUUAUGGAUAGCUGUUGUGUUUGGUGUCUUGUUUCUAUUUGUUCUAAUCAUUUCCAUGGUUUUUGUGAUUAGAAGAAUAAUGACAAACGGAAGCGAAUCUUUAUUUCUGCAAAGGAAACUUACCGAUAUAGAGGGAUACCGUUUGAAAAUUGAGAUAGAGAGAUUGACCAUCGAAAAGAGAAGACUUGAAAUGGAUGAAAACAAUAUUGCAGUAUCAGUGGCAUAACUAGAUCAAUCCCGAACUGCUUUAUGAUGUGCAAACUAUAUGUCUUUUAUGGGCAUAAAUGGCAAUAUAUUUAAAAUUAACUAUACUUAUCUUAC
Mytilus trossulus (common blue mussel) is the source of this 459-nucleotide messenger RNA. RefSeq lists its product as uncharacterized. The transcript has 3 exons. The coding region runs from base 38 to 364 and encodes 108 amino acids. The record is from RefSeq and is a predicted model, not a curated record. Lineage: Eukaryota; Metazoa; Mollusca; Bivalvia; Mytilida; Mytilidae.